AUGCCUCAAAAAGCGGAUAUUGAGCGAGUGAAAAAUCUUGCUACCGGGGAUGCCCGCCGCUCUGUGCCAUUGCCCGAUACAGCGUCUAUGCUCGUUAAGCGUCUCAAUGAUGCUAUGAACUACUGGGACGAAAAUCCUGACGUGUACCAUAUGGCCUCUGAAAACAAGAAUAUCGAGCAACACCACACAGUUGACCACCCGUCAUCCGCUUUUAGUGCUAUGGAGCGGUAUUUGAUCUCCGCAUCACGUCAAAUUCUUAACAUGGGAAAAAGGAGCUCAUCACCCGCAGAUUUCCAGCAUAUACAGUCAUGCAUGGAUGCUUCUGUGAAUGAACAACUGGAUAUUGAGUUACCUUACGAAUCUGUUCCCAAACCUGAGCGUCGUGUGGCCUUAACGAACGCUAAAAGUGCACCUGACGAUAUCAAUACAGCCUUAGACGACGGUGUUCUGCUCUUAUGCUACAUUGAAUUCUCAGAACUCGGAAAGGAAAAAAUCAGUAUAUGCUCUGGUUUUGCUGUUCAAGGUGGCGAUAAGUUGGCAAGUACGGAUACGGAGGCGAGUGGGCCUAUCAUUGUAUCUUGUGCUCAUACGCUGGAAUCUGUUAUGCAGAACUAUGUUAAGCCAAAAGGCUCUUCUGCAGAUAAUGAGAGUAUUGUACUUGCCAUGACGCGUUUGGGUCAUAUUUACCCUGUCCAUACUCUACUGAGUUAUCUACCUGGCCAAGAUUUAUCGCUUUUUCAACUGAGCCCUAACGCUUACAGCUUUGAUCUGGACUCUUUUCAAGUAACACCUUUGCAUGAUACGAGUAUGAGAACACUACCCGUAUCUCCGUACCCAGCAGUCAUCAACACCGAGCUCUCUGUCAGCUCUUUUGGUGGUUGGGUUCCUGAUGCUACCGCUGGCUCUUUUUCGAUUAAAGAGGGCCUGACCCAACAUGAUGUUGUCCGAAACCGAUGGGCUCAUGCCAAGCUUACUGGCUACCGUGAUCCAAUUGGGCGUCAAGCGGAAACUGGAACUUAUGAUGAGCUGGCUCAACUCGACUUUCAACUGGACUGGGAUUCCGAGGAAACGCCGGAAUCACUUCGCGAAGCUGCAAUGCGGUCAACGGCGGUAUUCCCUAUUCCCGGCUCUUCGGGAGGGCCUGUAGUGGACAUCCACUCUGGCUGUGUUGUUGGUGUAGUACGCGGCCAGCGGUCUAGCGAGUUGGGCGAUGUUCGUGGCGACGCUGUACCAGCCGAAAAGAUUUUUGAAUUCUUUGCCCUUCCCGGUUUGGGAAAGCGUAAGUAG
Malassezia pachydermatis is the source of this 1287-nucleotide messenger RNA. RefSeq names its product peptidase cysteine trypsin-like protein. The record is from RefSeq and is a predicted model, not a curated record. The transcript has 3 exons. The coding region runs from base 1 to 1287 and encodes 428 amino acids. Lineage: Eukaryota; Fungi; Basidiomycota; Malasseziomycetes; Malasseziales; Malasseziaceae.